Molecule: messenger RNA, 2099 nt
Organism: Apis cerana (Asiatic honeybee)
Lineage: Eukaryota; Metazoa; Arthropoda; Insecta; Hymenoptera; Apidae
Source: RefSeq, a predicted model, not a curated record
AUGAUCGGCGACCAGCUGGUGGCAAGACACGAGAGCGAGGACGCCUACGAGAGCGUGGCCAGCGAGGGGAGAUCGCUCGAGUUCCUCGCCACGCCCAGGGAGGCGACGACCUACGACUCACGAUCCAUGUCGAAGGUCGUCGAUUACGGGAGAAGGUACGAUCACCAGUUUCCUAUCGCCGGUGGGGAGUACACCGAAACAGCGCUAAUGGAGCCGGUGAACGGGCUUCAAGAUUACAGCAGCAGCAGCGCGAACAGCCUCGACGAUCUUUGCCGCGGGCAUCGUCAGCGCGCCCUCAACGAUUUUAAUCGGGGGGACGAGUCGGCGGGCCCCCGGGAUCAUUACAUGGUCCCCACCAGAGACCCGAGAGAGCUGAACGAGAGGAUACUUUCGCUGUUCAAUCCACAGUUCCUGCCGAAUUUCAACGACAUGAUCAUGUACGUUGCGAACCAGUACGACGCCAGACGAAGCCCGCCACCUAGGUCGCGCUCGAUGGCGGACGGGGAGGAUCGAUUGUUCAGGCGGUCGAGCAGCUGUCGGAAGAAACGCGUUGGCGCGAGUUCCAUGUUCUUCCGCCGUGGAUUAACGUACGAAGCGGCGCGCAAGUGACACCGGUUGUCCCCAUUCGGAUUCAAACGAAGGAUAGAACGUUGGGUCGAUCGAGUGACGCGCGAUAAAACGUAAGGGACGACACUAAGGGACACUGUUGUCUUGGCUGCCGGAAGAAAUGGAAGGAAAUGCUCGAUCGAACGAAGGGAGAAGCUCGGUGGAAGUUGUGAAGCAAGAUGGACAGGCCACUACUUGGAGGAAACUGUUGUUUCUCGGAGAACGGUUCACCUUGGAUCAUCGUUUCUCCUACCCGAUGAUCGUCCUUCCUGAUAUCAAAGGAAGAACUUUUUGUUCCUUGCGGUGAAGCGAGUUCACUCAAGGGAAGACCACGAUAUUAUUAUGCAUACCUAAGUGUCGGCGUUACCUGAGAUGUCUCGAGGAUGUGGUGUACUCGAGAGGCACGGAUUUCAUUUUCGUCGUCGUUCAAUACGACCAGAAGUGUACAGAACGACCGGUACGUCGCAAGUCCACGUGCUUCCGGUGUCACGUGUCGUAUCGUCUGAUAUAUAUGUACCGCGAGAACAGAGACACGCGCGUACUUUGGAACUAUUUUUUUAAGAUAAUAACUCACAAUUCAGGCUCUCUCCGAAUGUCUUAUAUAAGCGCGGCAUCGCGUGUCGGACGCUCCAACACAACUUGAGCUAAUUUUUGUACAGAAUUCGAACGAUUUUCGAGUUCUUCCUUUCCGUUUCUCACUAGUACGGCAAUGGAGGGAAUACAUGGGAAAUGAAGGGACACACAAAAAAAUUGAUGGAAUAUCAAACAAAGCAGCAAACAACGACGAUGGGACAAAGGAUCGGACUCGUAACUGUGUAAUGUGAUACGAUCUGAGGAGAGUUCUGUGUUCGUAGCAGUGGCCUGCUUAGGUGCUUAGAACCGCGGUGAUUUAAGGACGUAGACGAAGCGUCUUGCCGCUCGGGCCCACGUUUCUCAAACUACACCUUUUCGUGAACUUUUCGCCCCUCGAAUAGUAACAAGGGAAAUAAACUCAACAAGAUGAAAAGAAAACUUAUCAAACGAGAUUCGUUUUACGAGAGAGAAAAAAAAACGAAAAGAAUCGCUUGCUAUGAAAUCGCCUAUCAAAUUCGCUUUGAUCUUAGAGACAAGGUUGAAGAUAGUUUUAACGAGAAUAUAAUAUAAAAAAAGUUAAGAAGUUACAAGUGUAAGGAGGAAGAUGAUUUUGUAAAGGGAAGAGGUAUUUAAAAAAAGGGGGGGUUGGAGUUUGAGAAACGUGAUCUCGUGGAGGGACGUUUCGAAAGCAUUCGCGGGAGACGAGGCGUGCCUUCCGUAUAUUAAUUGUUGGCAAAUUUCUGAUCUAUAAAAAACAGGAACGGGAGAAUGCGGCCGGUAUAGAUUCGGGCAAGUGCCUCAUUUAUGCGUUUCGUUUAAAAAAAAAUGAAAUAUUCGAUAGAGGAAGAGGGGGGAGACGACGAUAUGGGUGGUGAAUAUGAAAAAAAAAAGGGUGAGAAAGAGAGCGAGCGAGAGCGAAA